Molecule: messenger RNA, 390 nt
Organism: Pocillopora meandrina
Lineage: Eukaryota; Metazoa; Cnidaria; Anthozoa; Scleractinia; Pocilloporidae
Source: the annotation of a GenBank genome assembly
GUUGGGGGCAUUAGAUCAGGCCUGCUUUCUAACCUAACUACGCAAACUACAGUAACUACUCAAACUUCAGUGACUACACAAACUAUAGUAGGUACACAAACUACGGUGACUACACAAACGACAGUAACUACACAAACUACAGUAACCACACAGACCACAAUAACUACACAAACUACAGUAACUACACAAACUACAGUAACCACACAGACUACAAUAACUACACAAACUACAGUAACUACACAAACUACAGUAACCACACAGGCUACAAUAACUACACAAACUACAGUAACUACACAAACGACAGUAACCACCCAAACUACAGUAACUAAAUAGACUACAAUAACUACACAAACUACAGUAACUACACAAACUAGAGUUACUGCACAAACU